AUGACUCAACUCUGGAACAUGCUGCUGCACUUCUUGCUGUUGACUCUGCUUGUGGCGCUAAUUGCGGCGCAGACCAACUACUGCGAUCCGGAAUGGUGUCGUCGCGGUUCACGGCACAUAGCCUGCAACAAUAAUGGGAGCUGGCAUGCAGCCUGUCCGACCAGGCCGGCACCCGUACUGGUUCCCAUGACGCUGGGUCUGCGUCGCCUCAUCCUAAGGGCGCACAAUACGCGGCGCAAUCAGUUGGCGGGCGGGAAUCUGCGCGGUUUUCCGUCGGCGCUUCGCAUGGCCACCAUGCUGUGGGAUGAGGAGCUGGCGCGGCUCGCCGAUCUUAAUGUGCGACAGUGCACCAUGGAGCACGAUGACUGCCACAACACGCCGCGGUUUAGAGCGAGUGGCCAGAAUCUGGCCUAUAUUGCCUAUCCGGGUCGGCGCCGGGCAAGAAGCGACGCCCAACUGAGUGCGCAGUGCAUCGCAAUGUGGUGGAACGAGCACAGAGGCGCCACCAUCGCCCAGAUAAACCGCUAUCCAGAGAUCUCAGCACGGGUUAUUGGCCACUUCACGGCCAUGGCUCAGAUGAACAACACCCAUUGUGGCUGUGCGGCGGCACGUUAUUUGAGGAAUCGUCGUAACGUCUACCUAUUCGCCUGUAACUAUGCUACGACCAACUGGAUCGGUCGACCGGUUUAUGUGGCGGGUCGCAGAGCCUCGGCCUGCAGCACGGGCAGGAAUAUCAAUUUCCCAGCCCUGUGUAGUCUGGCGGAAGUCUACAGCGUCUAA
Messenger RNA from Scaptodrosophila lebanonensis, 780 nucleotides. RefSeq names its product venom allergen 3-like. NCBI's taxonomy places the organism in Eukaryota, Metazoa, Arthropoda, Insecta, Diptera, Drosophilidae. The record is from RefSeq and is a predicted model, not a curated record. The transcript is spliced from 3 exons. The coding region runs from base 1 to 780 and encodes 259 amino acids.